This is a messenger RNA of Wyeomyia smithii (pitcher-plant mosquito), 766 nucleotides long. RefSeq lists its product as uncharacterized. The transcript is spliced from 4 exons. Bases 237 to 683 code for a protein of 148 amino acids. NCBI's taxonomy places the organism in Eukaryota, Metazoa, Arthropoda, Insecta, Diptera, Culicidae. The record is from RefSeq and is a predicted model, not a curated record.
ACACUUGGAAAGUAAUUCGUCGCAGACGGCCAAGUAACGAAUCUUUGUCCACGCAAUCAGAGUGUUCCGUUAGUUCUGAUAGAGUUGCAGGGAAAAAUAUAUUUGACGAAUUUCAGCGCAUCGAAUGUUCGUGUGGACAGCAAGCGAAAAUUGAAGAUAUCCAAAAACGUUUGGAAUCGUUUACUAAUACUAAUCAACGUCUUCGAGAAAAAUACAAGAAUGCGCUGAAAAGGUGCAUGAAAUUGUCAGAUGCUCUUAGCAGCAAGUUGCUUAACCCAACAAACAAAUCAGUUUUUACCGAAGUUCCAGGAUUUGUUGGAAGUGAUCAGUUGGAGAAAUUCUCUACCGCUGGAUAUAAGAGUGACUACGUUUUUAUAAAACUUCUCAUGCUCGAAGUUUGGCCAGAUGGUCUGAGCGGUCGCUCUGUAACGGGGCGCAUGUCAAAUAAUCCGCUAGGUAGAGGUCUUCAUACGUCUUUAGCUAGCUCACAGCAGGAUCGCUUUUCAAUCAAGACUGCGUUGGAGCCGGAAAAAGUUGAAUAUAUUGCAGGACGAUUAUAUGAACAUAGGCUGAAUAUGGGCGAUUCUCCAGCCGUAGCAAGAAUAAAUGCAGAAGAAUGUAAUCGAUUGAUGUCACGUGUGAUUUCCUAUCACGGAAAGCAAGUGACAAGCGGUCAUCACUGAAGAUUAAUGUUUUGGAAAUGUCGUGGAUAACAAUGAUCAUCUUUGACAAUCAUUUUAUUCAUUUUUCUUUACUUAAAUUUGUU